Oryza sativa Japonica Group (Japanese rice) is the source of this 1330-nucleotide messenger RNA. RefSeq lists its product as uncharacterized. Gene Ontology annotation, molecular function: polyubiquitin modification-dependent protein binding. The record is from RefSeq and is a predicted model, not a curated record. Lineage: Eukaryota; Viridiplantae; Streptophyta; Magnoliopsida; Poales; Poaceae. Gene Ontology annotation, cellular component: VCP-NPL4-UFD1 AAA ATPase complex.
UCCUACGCGGUUUAUUACUGAUUCGUGUAUACGAGGGCGAUUCGUAUAGGCGGUUUAUAUUGGCCCUGGAUAUCUGGAAGCCUCACCUGAAUACCUGAUUUUGAUCUUGUUCUAUUGAUUUGUCGUGUGUUCUUCGAAUUCCAUCGGAAGAAGAAGAGGGGAUUUGACUAACUCGAUCGGCAGCCAAUUAAUUUAGUCGCUGACUUCAUCAGUUCAUCUUAAUAAUGGAUUUCGAGGAGUAUCUCAACUUGCAAUCGGCGACGUUCGCGCAGCUGUACCGCUGCUUGCCGAUCUCGCUUCUCAAGAAGGAGAACGCCGACGAUGGCAACAGGGUCUUCAUGCCUGUAUCUGCUCUUGAUCGGCUCGGGUAUCUGCACAUCGAGUACCCGAUGCAGUUUCAGAUUCAGAACGCCACCACGCUGCAGACCUCGUACUGCGGCGUGCUCGAGUUCACCGCCGACGAGGGCUUCAUCCACAUCCCGACCAUGAUGAUGGAGCACUUGGGCCUGCGAGAGAACGAUCUCGUGCUGCUGCGAAGCACGUCGAUCCCCAAGGCCACCUUCAUCAAGCUGCAGCCUCACACCUCUGACUUCCACAAGCUUUCUGAACCAAGAUACCUGCUGGAGUACAACUUCCGCAACUACUUCUGCCUUACGACCGGCGAGACGAUCGCCGUGGCGGCGGGGGACAGGUUCUACUACCUCGACGUCGUGGAGACGAGGCCGGCCGACGCUGUCUGCGUCAUCGAGACCGACUGCGAGGUCGAGUUCGACCAGGCCCUCGACCAAGCGGAGCCCGCCGCCGCCGCCGCCAUGCAGGUCGACGGCGUCGGCGCCGGCGAGCCGGAGCCGGCCCGGUUCACCGGCUUCAGGAUGCGGAUGGACGGCAAGCCGGUGGAGGAGGAGAAGAAGACGAUGCCGCCGCCGGCGACGGCGGCGGCGCCGCCCAAAAGGGGGCUUCGGUUUGGCUCGUCGGCUCCUGCCGCCGGUGGUGGCGUCAAGGAGGCCAAGUCCGGCGAGAAAGACGAUGGGAAUCGGUUCACCGGCAAGAAGUAUUCUCUGCAGUUUUAAAAGAACAAAAAAUGGGAUUUCUUGGUGCAUCGAUAUUUGAAAACGAGAGAAUUUGCAUCGAUGUUGACGAAUUCGCUGAUAUUCGCGUUCGCGAAAAAAAAUUCGCUGAUAUUCAUACGAUCUCUUUUUUUUUUUUCCUUGUAAGUUUUCGUAACGAGGAUCAAAUAUAUGUGCAUGUGUUUGUGAUGAAAUAGGUACCUGCUCAGUGACGUGGCUUUCAGAUUUUGUUUGCUAAUGGUAGAGCAGAGUAUUGUGUCCAA